GCACGUGAACAUGUAGAAAUGACAUCAGACGGCCUUGACAGUGAAUGGUUGGGGUACCGGCUUUCCUACAUGUUGAAUCGUUCGAGCUGUCAUUGGGGAGGUAGCGAGCAACUGGCACACACGUAAUUUUACAUCGGAGGCAAAACAGAAGUGCAGAUGUUGGAAAUAACGAGCCCUCGUGGCACAGGACACAGGAUGCCUGUUGACUUCACUACCUACCUGUUGUCAUCCAGCCCCCCAGCUUCCAGCCUGGAGCUGUUGACAUAUGCCUUCCACCCAGACGACAAACGCAUCGGCCACUCAGACGGGGAACUUUAUCACCAGUCACGAUUACCAAGUUUGAGUCAAAGACGGAACAACGCUCCUCUUAAACCCAUUAUUAUCAAACCGGAAACAAACAGCGAUACCUCAGCGUCGACUUCCGGUAGUUCGACUCCGACGAGUCCACGGUCUGCCAGUCCACAUUCUCCUGGAAGGUUAAAGAAGAAAGUGUCAUUCGCAGACCACCAAGGAAAGGCUCUCGCUACAGUGCGAGUUAUGACAGAGGCGUCUGAUAUGCCUCCAAGGAUUCGUCCUGAGGUUCUCGCCUCAGUGACGCAAGGGGCGUCAGCUGCAGUGACGGAACAACCUCCGUUAAAACUUUGUUUUAAUCAGCCAGCGUCGGACUAUUUGGCGUUCAGAGACAGGUUGGAAAAAGAGUUUGUGUCUCUGGAAAAUGUGAUAUUAAGGGACUACCGUGUUGGAGGAACCGUGAAGGUUAAAAAUGUUACUUUUCAUAAAAGCGUCUUUGUUAGAGUUACGUUCGACUCAUGGGAGACUUUCGAGGACACCAAAGCUUCGUUCGUCCCCAGCCCAGCAGAUCAUAGUGUCUACGACACGUUUUCGUUUGAGUUCAAUGUCCCUACAAACUUUGACAUGGGUAAAGUGAUAGAAUUCGCAGUGUGUUACGAAGCAGACGAAUCACAGUUCUGGGACAGCAACAGUGGAAAUAAUUAUCAUAUUGUAUCAGCAGAUUACAAAAAAGUCCAGCAACCCAAGUUUGUAUCUCACAGUAUCUGGCCUGAACACAAUUCGAACUGGUCCGAGUACGCUUGUUGGAAUCAUGUCGAUACAACAACCCCAUACUGGUGAAAAAAUAACUCUGUAUAAACCAGAACUUUCAUUUGUGGCGCCGCAGCUGUGAUGCUUGAGCAUUAAGCCCGUGAGAGUCCAUUAUUCAAGCACUGCUUGUGAGAAGCUACGACGAACAGCUGCCAUAAACACAGCUGAGAUCUCAUUGUGUAACGUCUCUCGGCUUAAUUUGAAAUGGACUUCUCGCAUGUCUACUUAAAGUACUAAUGUGGUUUGGAAUAUUUGCGUAACCAAAGAAAGGAUUUUACACACAGCUCAUUUGCGAGGCAGCUCUGCCAUGAAGGGACACGUGGAUCCUUGUUGAAGCAUCGUUCUAUGUGUAUCUAGAAUAGAAACAUUUCCAUGUGUACAUUUCCAUUGCUGUAGACAGCUCUAACUCAUCUGUGAUAUUACCUUUUGAAUGGCACGAACAGAGAGGUUUUAGUACUUUUGAUACAUUGGGAGAUAUUGGAAUUAUCAAUAUGGAUUCCAGAUGGUGUAAUGAUUAGUCUUGAUACAUGACCCAAUAAGACACGUCAGCAUGUUACGACCCCACAUUCACAUGAAUCGGAUAUAUUUUUCACCAUUUGUUAUUUUUAGAUAUUUGGGUUUCUGUUAACGUACACCAGUGAUCUAGCUCAAGAAUCCUGUUCCAAAUAUCUGUGAUUGUCGUUCCUUUCGGGAAUCUUUGUUACAAUGAGAACAAAUAUGUUGUAUUUCAAGAUGGCGGCUACCCACACGUUUUAACGUAACCAUCAGACGUUUCGGUGGUAAGUUAGUUGGGUGUAUUAGUACUUAUGAAUGAUUGUAUGGUGACUGGAUGUUAACCUCAUAUUCGUGUUAUAACAGUUGAAAGAAUAUCCAUGUUCAGGGACAGUUUUGUCUGGGUACAACAGCGUAGAGAUGCGAAGAUUACGUAAAAAAACUGCAGAAGUUGCGUUUCAUUCCUGACUUUCAGCUAACAUACUGAACAAAACAGUUAGGGAUCAUGAAUAUGUAUGGGGAUAUUAUAAUGCUGUCGUGUGCUCAGUCUUCACUUCAAAGAAAUCACCCUAAAGAUAAUUAUGUUCCCUAAUAUAUUUUGUUCAGUAUAUUUACGAAUGAAACGCGAUGUCCUAUUGAUGGCAUGGAGCGAAUAACGGAUUCAUUGAGCUUUAUGAACAUGGGCAAUGAAUGUCCAUCUCUCUGAUCAGAGAUUGUGAUUGUGGUAUGCUUCUGUCAGUAUGCGGUUUGAAUCCAUGUCUCACUAUAUCUACGGGUAAAACACAUGCACGUUGCUUGGCAUUUAAAGAACGUUGUGUAGUCGCCAUUUUGUUAUGCGGGUUGUCUUUCUAACGGAAGAUUACAGUAUUGAAACUGUAUGUAUGUAUGUAUGUCAAUAGUAUUUUAUACAAAUGUUCAAUUCUGUUGUAUUUAACUGUACAUAGAAUUUACCAAUUGUUGGACUGAGAUCUCGCGUGCACAUGAUUGCUUGUGCCGCUAGUGAUGAUCUAGGUACACCCUAUUUCGAUGGUGCUUGAGUGUAAGAGGAAGUGACGUCACAAGGGCCGAUGACAUGGAGGAGCGUUAGUCUGGUGCGUGAAUGAUGUAUAAUCGUAUGUACACUGCGUAACGACAUUAAACGUGUGGAAGUGUU
Messenger RNA from Haliotis rufescens (red abalone), 2746 nucleotides. RefSeq names its product protein phosphatase 1 regulatory subunit 3B-like. Gene Ontology annotation, molecular function: glycogen binding; protein phosphatase 1 binding. Gene Ontology annotation, biological process: regulation of glycogen biosynthetic process. The record is from RefSeq and is a predicted model, not a curated record. Bases 157 to 1131 code for a protein of 324 amino acids. NCBI's taxonomy places the organism in Eukaryota, Metazoa, Mollusca, Gastropoda, Lepetellida, Haliotidae. The transcript has 2 exons. Gene Ontology annotation, cellular component: protein phosphatase type 1 complex.